UGACUUCUGAUCUGCAGCAAAAAUGAAAUUCGACAAUGUACUUUCUGAAAUUAAUGGAUUUGGAAAAUUUCAAGUGAAGCUCUUUUUGAUCCAGAUGCUCUCCCGAAUCACUCUACCAUGUCAUUUCUUGCUGAACAACUUCAUGGCAGCAGUGCCCCCUCACCACUGCAACAUCAGCUCCCUGGAAGAUGGAGGCGUCUUUGGAAAUCUGACUCUACACCAGAAGCUGUUGGUUUCCAUUCCUACAAAGCGAGAUGGGACUCCCAGUUCAUGUCAGAUGUUUGCACAGCCCCAGUAUGAGUAUUUAUCAGGCUGGAACAACAGCAAGGAGGCAUCCUUCGUAAGAUGCCAGAAUGGAUGGGUGUAUGACAACAGCACCUUUAAAGCUACUCUAGUAACAGAGUGGGAUCUUGUCUGCAGCAGAAAAGGGAUGAAUACGGCCACAGCUACAAUUUUCUUUAUCGGUGUCAUGAUUGGAGCCCCAAUAUUUGGGUUUCUCAGUGACAGGUUUGGACGACGAAGGCUGCUCCUGGUGUCUUACAUAUCCUCGUUGACAUUUGCGAUUCUGAGCGCUUUCUCCUCGUCAUACAUAAUGUUCGUCAUUAUGAGAUUCUUUACAGGCAUGUGCCUAUCAGGGAUAAGCAUCAUCUCCAUAGCUUUAAAUGUUGAAUGGUGCAGCAUUGAGCGCAGGACUUUCUCCUGUGUAAUCAUUAGCCUUGACUGGUCACUCGGGAACUGGCUUUUAGCAGGGAUUGCUUUCUUUGUGAGGGACUGGAGGAUGCUCAUAGUGGUUGUUACUUCACCACUUAUUCUGGCCAUCUUUUGUUGGAGGUGGCUUCCAGAGUCUGCUAGGUGGCUUGUGGCAAAGGGGAAAGCUGAAGAUGCACAUCAUUACAUUAUGGAGUGUGCUGAGAUGAACGGGAGAUCCAAGUGUAUCACUGCCAUCACACCCAACGCAUUACUGGAAUCUGUGGAAGCUAAAACAGGAGAUAAGAAAUACACUAUUGUAGAUCUUUUCAGGACCCGAAACAUAAGAAAACUUGCAAUAUGCUCUGGGAUUGUAUGGUAUGGAGUAGCGUUUACAUAUUAUGGGAUAAGUCUAAACAUUACAGGCUUUGGCCUAAAUCCUUUCCUCACACAAUUCAUCUUUGCUUCAAUCGAAGUGCCGAUGAAGAUAGGUGUCUAUUUCUUCCUAGAGAAAUUUGGUAGAAGGUACUGUGAGAUGGGAGCUCUAGUGUCUACUGGUGUCUGUCUAUUCAUCAAUAUUUUUAUUUCAACGGAUAAAUGGGUUGCUCGUACCAUUGUGGGGGUCCUUGGAAAGUCUUUGUCAGAGGCGUCGUUCACAAUAAUAUUCCUUUACACAACGGAACUCUAUCCAACUGUAGUGCGGCAGAACGGUCUUGGCUUCACCUCAUUUAUGGCACGGCUCGGGGUCUCCAUUUCCCCACUCAUUAUGCUGUUGGAAGACGUGUGGCAGAUCCUCCCUGCUGCUACAUACUGCGCUGUGGCGGUUGGCUGUGGUUUAGUCACUUUACUCCUGCCUGAAACAUUAAACACCCAGCUGCCAGAGUUCAUCGAAGACAUUGAGAAACCCAGCUGUGGAACACUAGAUCAGCUUCAGACCCUCUGCAGGGAGCUGGAGGGGUCAUGGGACGUUUCCCGGCUGGUCCACUUGUGUUUUGUGGAUCUGGAGAAGGCAUCUGACUGUGUACCCCAUGGAGGUGUUUCAGGCACAUCCCACCAGGAGGAAGCCCAGGGGAAGACCCAGAACACUAUGGAGGGACUAUGUCUCUCGGUAGGCCUGGGCUUGAGCUUUAUCCAGGGAGCUGGAGGAGGUAAAUGGGGAGAGGGAAGUCUGGGAGUCCCUGGGACUGCCACAACUGUGAUCCGGUCCUGGAUGUCAGGUGGGUUCCUGAGUCAGAUGGCUGAUGAGUAA
Cyprinodon variegatus (sheepshead minnow) is the source of this 1936-nucleotide messenger RNA. Its product is annotated as solute carrier family 22 member 7-like. The record is from RefSeq and is a predicted model, not a curated record. Gene Ontology annotation, cellular component: membrane. Gene Ontology annotation, molecular function: transmembrane transporter activity. The transcript is spliced from 12 exons. NCBI's taxonomy places the organism in Eukaryota, Metazoa, Chordata, Actinopteri, Cyprinodontiformes, Cyprinodontidae. Gene Ontology annotation, biological process: transmembrane transport. Bases 23 to 1936 code for a protein of 637 amino acids.